AUGAUGCUACCUUCGCCGUAUUAUCCGGCCGCCACCGCGCUGGAUGAGCUGCAAUUGGCGCGCGGCGAGUUUGUUUGUGCGAAUAAUCCGUCGGUGGCCGCUUUGUUGUCGGAGAAUAAUGUUGCUGCCGCCGCUUACUAUUAUCAGCAACUGAAUCCUUUUCUGCGCAUCAAUCCGAACUUCUGGUCCAUGCCGUUAUCCUUUCUGCAGAGCUCACACCGACCGGAAAAGCCACCUUUUUCCUAUAUUGCCUUGAUCGCGAUGGCGAUCAGCAGCGCGCCGAAUCAGCGACUCACGCUGAGUGGCAUCUACAAAUUCAUCAUGGAAAAAUUUCCUUACUACCGGGAAAACAAACAAGGAUGGCAAAACUCCAUACGGCACAACCUCUCUCUGAAUGAUUGCUUCGUGAAGGUGCCACGUGAUAAAAAUACGAUUGAUGAUAACGACAACUCCGGCAAAGGAAGCUACUGGAUGCUGGACGCAUCGGCCAAUGAUAUGUUCGAACAAGGCAACUAUCGGCGUCGACGUACGCGACGGCAAAGGCAUUGUAUUAGAAGUUCUAGCGGCUCCGAGGAUAACUACCAACUGGAAAACCAUCAAGCUUUCGAAAACACUAUGGAUGACCCUUCCGCUGCAUCACAAACCGAUCUCAACACAUUCUGCAACAAACACGCCGCACCAAUGGGUUUAAAUUACUCUGAUCGCAUUACCGAGUUGCAUCGCCAGUAUUUGGCUUCGAUUGCGCCAUUCAACAUACUCUUUCGAAAUGAACCGCCAGCACAGCCGAACAACGCCACCAGCACCGCCGGCACAACAACGCAUCUUAGUGCACAGCGCGAGCUGGUCUUACCACAUGUGGGCACAAUGGUGCCUCUACUAAGCGCAAAUCAAGACGGUAGCCAGACUUCAUUUCGUGAGAUGGACAGCUUCGAUCUCUCCGGUGGUGCCUACUCCAACAGCAACAGUUCGGUGGAUAGCACGCGACAAGCAAACUCCUUUUCACCCAGCGCCUUCACACCCAUCACACCAGCUCGUAGCACGCAGCCGUUACCACCGCUGACGCAGCCUCAGCUGCAGUCGCAACCAAAAGCACUCACAUCCGCUUUCACCAUCGAGAAUAUUAUUAAGAAAGACUGAAGGGUGGACAACUCGACGGCACCAAA
Molecule: messenger RNA, 1163 nt
Organism: Bactrocera tryoni
Lineage: Eukaryota; Metazoa; Arthropoda; Insecta; Diptera; Tephritidae
Gene: FoxL1
Product: fork head domain-containing protein FD2
Exons: 3
Coding region: 1-1137 (378 amino acids)
Biological process (GO): regulation of transcription by RNA polymerase II; anatomical structure morphogenesis; cell differentiation
Molecular function (GO): RNA polymerase II cis-regulatory region sequence-specific DNA binding; DNA-binding transcription factor activity, RNA polymerase II-specific
Source: RefSeq, a predicted model, not a curated record